CAACACGCUUGCUUGUCUUCUCGUCCCUCCCCACUCGUCUACAAGCUGCACUUCCUGGAUACGCGUGCUGGAAAACAGCUCACCAGGAUUUGUUUUUAUUUUCCCAUGAACACAUUUUUCCUUUUACCUUCUGCUUUUACACAAACAAAAAGCCAUUUCUAAACGACGCUUGCUUGUGCUCGCGGGAUUACCGAUGAUAACGUAGCAGGACAGCGAGGUGGAGGGCGAGCGCCACGUCACCGAUUACCUCUCAGCCAGAACAACAAACCCUCGGCCGUCGCUGUGAAGCAGACCGCGAGCAACCUCCGCUGCUGCUGUCCCCGACCAGUCUGGCUCGGGUUUUCCUUGUUCCUGAGUAAGAACGGUCACCCAGCAGCUGAAGAUGACAGCGUCUAACUCGGGCCUAAUCAUGAACGUGGUGAACAGCAUCGUUGGAGUCAGUGUGCUCACCAUGCCCUUCUGCUUCAAACAGUGUGGAAUAGUGCUGGGCACCUUCCUGCUGUUCUUCUGCUCCUGGAUGACCCACAAGUCUUGCAUGUUCCUGGUGAACACAGCCAGCACCACUAAACGAAGGACCUACGCUGGACUGGCUUUCCAUGCUUAUGGAAAAGUAGGAAAAACUCUGGUGGAAACCAGUAUGAUCGGCUUGAUGCUGGGGACGUGUAUCGCCUUCUACGUUGUCAUCGCUGACCUGGGCUCAAAUUUCUUUGCUCAGCUGAUGGGUUUACAGGUGACCGGUAGUUUCCGUGUGCUGCUGCUGAUCGCCGUGUCGCUGUUCAUCGUUCUGCCCCUGAGUCUGCAGAGGAACAUGAUGUCCUCCAUCCAGUCCUUCUCAGCCAUGGCUCUCAUCUUCUACACCCUCUUCAUGUUCACGAUGGUGCUGUCCUCGUUCAAACACGGGCUGCUCAGCGGCUGGUGGCUAGGGCAGGUCAAUGUGGUGCGCUGGGAGGGUGUGUUUCGCUGUUUCCCCAUCUGUGGGAUGGCCUUCGCCUGUCAGUCGCAGGUGCUGCCAACCUACGACAGCCUGGAUGAGCCGUCAGUCAAACGCAUGAGCACCAUCUUCACCUCAGCCCUCAAUGUGGUCACCAUCUUCUACAUCACUGUUGGUUUCUUUGGCUACGUCAGCUUUACCGAGAACAUCGCCGGCAACGUGCUGAUGAACUUCCCAUCCAACCUGGUGACUGAGGUGAUCCGUGUGGGUUUUAUGAUGUCUGUGGCUUUUGGGUUUCCUAUGAUGAUCUUACCGUGCCGCCAGGCCAUCAACACCAUGCUCUUUGAGCAGCAGCAGAAGGAUGGGACAUUUGCUGCCGGAGGUUACAUGCCUCCUCUGCGCUUCAAGAUGAUCACCCUCUGCAUCGUGUUUGGCACCAUGCUGGGAGGCAUUCUCAUCCCUAAUGUGGAGACCAUCCUGGGUCUGACUGGUGCCACCAUGGGGAGUCUCAUCUGCUUCAUCUGUCCUGCUCUCAUCUACAGAAAGAUCCAGAAGAAUUGCUUUGUUUCUCAGCUGGUGCUUUGUGUUGGUCUGGGAAUCCUGCUCAUCAGCACCUUCACCACCCUCUCCAUUUCUGCCAGUGGCCCCAGCUCCAAGGUUCAGCAUCCUCCCCCAGCACCAGACAGGAACAUUGCCCCGCUGCCGAACCUCCCUGAACCACACGACAAUCCUCCAGACAAGAACCCAGCGGAGAUAGAACAGCCCGAUCUUCCACCUGUGGAUGUCGUUCGACCCGCAGAGAAAGAGCAGGCUGAGCCGCCUCAGAUCAAAGGACCAGUUGAACAACCUGAUAGGAAGGAGGAGGAGGAGGAGGUGCAGUUGGACCGCCCUGACGCUGGCGUAGCAGUUCCAGAGGCUGAAGCCCACCGCCACGAACCUCCCAACCCUCAUGACAACGUCAAGGUGGAUUCCAGAAAGAACAACGCGGAGCUGGAGGAGGUCAAGCAGCAGCCUCCUGCUAAGAGCGUUGAGGAAGAACCCAAAGCUGAGGAGCAGGAGCAUGCUCCCAAGGUGGAAGACACAAAAGACAAUAAGGUCAAUGAGAAACACAAAGAGGCUGCUGCAGGAAAACCAGGCAGUCGGGUCGUGUCCAACGAGGUGCUAGAUAAGCACGAUGAAGACGCUGGCAAAAAGGAGGGUGUAGCUGCGCUAAAACAGGUGGAAAACCUCAAUCCUGAAAAAGAUGGAGGACAUGCAGCUGCAGAGGUGAACGCUGCUAAACCUCCUAAAUCUGCAGAAAAGGCUCCGCCUCCUGACGGAGAGCAUCAUCCUGCUGCCGAUGAAGCUGCAGCUGUUGACAGCAAAGAUGCAGCAGAUGAAAAGAUGGAGGUGAUAAAAAAGCUGGUUGCAGAGGGCCAGCUGGACCAUGCGGUGCUGCUGCAGGUGAUCAAAGAGCAGCAGCAGCAACAGAAGAGACUUCUGGACCAGCAGGAGAAAUUACUGGCUGUCAUCGAAGAGCAGCACAAGGAGAUCCACCAGAAGCAGCCAGCUGGAGCUUCUGAUGUGGAAGCUGAGAAAAGUGUUCAGGAAGGUGGAGCAGUGAAGCCCAGAGAUUCUGGCCUGGCACCCGAGCCCAGGGGAGACGGAGGGGCUCCAGCUGCAGCAGAAGGACACGCUGCAGCUCAGAAUCAAGCGCCGGCCGGGGAAGCUGAAGUGGCUCCUCCAGCUGCUUACAAGGAGGACGACGAUAAAGCUCCGCCAGUAGGAGAGUCUCAAAAGCAGAGUGAGCUGGGAGCUCGAGGAGUCCCGCUAGGAAAGAAAAGUCCUGAUGACAUUCAGCCUGUGGUCCAGAACGGUCAGGCUGAAGAGGUGAAAGGUGAGGAGAAAAGCAUAGACAAGCCAAAGGAGACAAGUGAACAUCUAAAAAAAGGAAAGCUGGAGAAAAAAGUUGGUGAAACAAACAAGAAAGAAAAGCAUGAUGUGGAUCUGAAGGAAAGAAUGAGCAAAGAAAUGCAGCUGGAAAAGGAAGAUCUGGACCGAGAAAGGGUAGAAAAGGAGGGAAAGGAAAAGCUGGUUCUAGAGCAGCAACGAGAGAGAAACGAGAAAGAAAAGAUGGAGAAAGAAAUUCUAGUACAGUUGGAAAAGGAACGACUGGAAAGGGAGAAAAGAGAGGAGGCGCUCAGAGAGCGGGAGCUGCAGGAAGCAAAGCUCGCACAGCAGCGUCAGAGAGCCGACAGUGAAAUAAACGACAGAGCCAAGAAGGUGCUGCAGGUGGAGGAGGCUCAGGAGAGGCUGGCCCAGCUGCAGAGGGUCGUGGAAGCCAAAGUUGCUGGGAAACCUCAGGGGAGCGAGGGAGGAGAAGGAGAAGCUCUGAAGAAUGGAGGGCGAGACCUCAAAGAAGAAGCCGGUGCUGAGGCAGAGCCGGGAGGAGGAGGCGUAGACGGGGCCCUCAGAGAUGAACCCCACGAGAAGCUGAGUGAGAAGGGAGCCAUGGAUCUGAGGAGGAGGAGGAGGAGGGCACUGAGACCCCUGAGGGACUCGGGAGAGUCCAGAGGUGUUCCUGGGCUGGAGCCCCUACUGGAGCUGGGGGGCUCUGACCUGCAUGCAGCUCUGGAGCUGCAGCUGCUGGGUGGGGCAAUGGUGCACUCCAGGCAGAUUAAACAGGCCCCCGAGGAGGAGGAUGGGGCCAAAUAACACACACACACACACACCCCAAAUACUGUGGACCGACUUUCCGCUGCCUUACAGUCUGAAAGGUUUUGGACCAAAUAUUCGCCCGGGUCUUUACUAAAGUUUGUAAAUAUUAACUUAUUUUUGACUUUAGAGGGGACACGUCUAAAGAGGUCACUGUGUAAAUGUAAAUACAUCCGUGCACAUCCCAUCUGUGGAAUAGCUUCUGGAAAAAUGCUGUUUUUACGUAUUUGUGUGUUUCCUAACUGAGCAGUUUGAAGUCUCAGUUUGAGCGUUAUUCGGUUUCCUUUUUGUUGUUUGUGUGGAAACGCUGAAAGUUUCUGUGGCUUUAGGGUUCUCACCCAGACGGACCACUAAUGUGGGUGACAGCUCCUCUGUGUUAAACAGAAUUUACCUCGUUAAUUUUCCACGGCGUACUCUGAAGUAAUGUCUAAAUAUCCCAGAUGAUUCACCUCUUCCUCUGACUUAUUAGUGCCUUUUGACCCACAUGCUGCCCUACAUUUAAAUAAACAAGGCAUCUGUUUUCCUUUGUUCUAAAUAUUGUUGAAAAUCUGAACUUAGUUUUAUCACAUCUUUGCUUUAUACAAGAGUAUUUUUCUAUGUGUAAAGUAAGAGUCAAUAAAAGAUGGACAAGAUUGAACUUUGGUCUGUUUAAGUAAAACAAAGAAGGAACAUGUUCCUCUGUUACAGAAUAAAGUUAAAUCACACAAAACUUCA
Molecule: messenger RNA, 4339 nt
Organism: Nothobranchius furzeri (turquoise killifish)
Lineage: Eukaryota; Metazoa; Chordata; Actinopteri; Cyprinodontiformes; Nothobranchiidae
Gene: slc38a10
Product: solute carrier family 38 member 10
Biological process (GO): amino acid transmembrane transport
Cellular component (GO): membrane
Molecular function (GO): L-amino acid transmembrane transporter activity
Source: RefSeq, a predicted model, not a curated record